AUGGCAGAGGUGAGCCCAGACGAAGAUGUCAGGUCGCAGAAGCGAGACCGCUCAGAGUUUGAGGGCGAGGACAGCUCAUCCGACGAUGACAUGGGCCCGCAGCUCCCCUCUGCAGCUGCGCCCAAGAAGAAGCGCCGCGUCCUUCCGUACGAGAAGCUCUACGUAUCUGCCUUGCCCAAAUCAACCCGCUACUCGAAAUCCCUGAUGCACAAGGAGCAGCUCUCCUUUGUGACCAUGACGCCCCACACGGAUUUCCUGAUAACGUCUUCGGUGGACGGUGUCGUCAAGUUCUGGAAGAAGGUAGCCGAGGGAAUCGAGUUUGUGAAGGAGUUCAAAUCCCACCAGGGCGAGAUCCGGUCCGUCUCGUGCAGCGCCGACGGCAGGAGCUUUGCGACGGCAGGAGACGACAAAACCAUCAAGAUCUUCGACGUCAUCACAUUCGACCUCCUUUCCAUGCUGCCACUGGACUACGCUCCGAGCAGUGUGUGCUGGGUGCACAAGAAGGGCGCAAGCCUGCCUCUGCUUGCAGUCGCGGAUGCGGGCGCGCCCGUGAUUCACUUGUAUGACGGCAGGGGCGAGAGACAGGAGCCGAUACAUACGAUAAAAGGCCUGCAUCGGAGCGUGGUGGGUCUGAUGGCAUUCAACGAUGCCUACGACUGUGUGGUGUCGGCGGACGAGGGCGGUAUGGUGGAGUACUGGAGGCCCAGCGGUUCCUACGAGAAGCCGGAUAAUGUUUUCCAGUACAAGAGCUCGACAAAUCUGUUCGAUUUCAAGAAGGCAAAGUCUGUCCCGACUUCUCUAACGAUAUCCCCGUCAGGGCAUCAGUUUGUGACAUGGUCGAUGCCGGACCGCAAGAUCAGGAUAUUCGACUUCGCCACGGCAAAGCUGUACAGGACGUACGACGAGUCGCUGCAGGUCAUUGAGGAGAUGCAGCAGGCUGGCACGGCUCUGCAGAAGCUAGACGCGGUUGAGUUUGGGAGGCGGCUCGCCAUUGAGCGGGAGGUUGAGGCACCGGCCCACCGCAAGAAGGCUGCGGUAGUAUUUGACGAGUCGGGCCACUUCAUCAUCUACGGGUCCAUGGUGGGGAUCAAGGUGCUCAACACCUACACCAACCAGGUGGUCAAGGUGUUUGGCAAAGACGAGCAGCUCCGGGCGCUCGGCCUGGCCAUCUACCAGGGCGCCCCGCAGAAGAAGGGCGUCACCACCGUUGCGAUGGCCGCCUCGAGCAAUCCACUGUUGGAAGAGUCGGAAGCCAGAGACCCCAUCAUCUUCGCCACGGGAGUGGGAAAGAAUCGCUUCUACAUGUUCACUAAUGAACAAGAGAUCUCCAAGAGCACUCGGGACGUGCAGAACGAGAAGCCCACGGGAGAAGGCAAGAAGCAAAAAGCAGGGCGAGAAAAGCAAAAGGAGAGUGGCACUGCGGCUAUUAUACACACAACCUACGGCGAUAUCCACAUUCGCCUUUUCCCCGACGCCGCACCCAAAGCGGUAGAGAACUUCGUGACGCAUUCCAAGAGCGGCUACUACAACAACACAAUUUUCCACCGCGUAAUCCGGAAAUUUAUGAUUCAAUGUGGAGACCCGCUGGGUGACGGUACUGGUGGCGAGAGUAUCUGGGGCCGGGAAUUUGAGGACGAGUUCAGCAGUCUGAAGCAUGACAAGCCCUAUACCGUCAGCAUGGCCAACGCUGGACCCAACACGAAUGCGAGCCAGUUCUUUAUCACUACCGAAAAGACACCAUGGCUUGAUAACAAGCACACUAUUUUCGGGCGUGCUGUCCAGGGGUUGGAUGUCAUACACAAGAUCGAGAACACCCGGACUCACAAGGAGCGGCCGGAGGAGGAUAUCAAGAUUCUCAACAUCGACAUCGCAUAG
Molecule: messenger RNA, 1875 nt
Organism: Diaporthe batatas
Lineage: Eukaryota; Fungi; Ascomycota; Sordariomycetes; Diaporthales; Diaporthaceae
Exons: 3
Coding region: 1-1875 (624 amino acids)
Biological process (GO): protein peptidyl-prolyl isomerization
Molecular function (GO): peptidyl-prolyl cis-trans isomerase activity; protein binding
Source: RefSeq, a predicted model, not a curated record